Adineta steineri is the source of this 5616-nucleotide messenger RNA. The record is from the annotation of a GenBank genome assembly. Lineage: Eukaryota; Metazoa; Rotifera; Eurotatoria; Adinetida; Adinetidae.
AUGGGAAUAAUUCGAUUUUCAUCGGCAGUUAUUUUUUGUAUAAUAUUAUUUAUAAUAAUAUCAAGUACAACUGCACGUAAAUCAAAACGAAGACAAGUAACACGUGCUAAUGAACGUAUUGAUUGUUUUCCUGAUGCUGGUUCACCAUAUGCAGGAUAUUCGAAAGCAUCAUGUUUAGCACGAAAUUGUUUAUUUGACGAUAGUGCUCAUUCAGGUGCUAUACAAUGUUAUUUACCACCAAAUUAUGGUUAUAUAUUACAAGGUUCUCAAGAAACAAUAAACAAUGGUAUACGAUUAAGAUUAAAACGUAACUCAGCAAUGGCUGGUAUAUUUUCACAACCUAUGGAAAAUGUUAUACUUGAUACUCAAUAUUAUACAGAUAACAUUAUACGAUUUAAAUUAUACGAUGCUGACAAUAAAAGAUAUGAGGUACCAAUACCAUUAAGACCUCCUUCUGAUCAGGUAUCAUCACCACAAUAUCAAUUUAAUUAUACAUCGGAUAGUUCACGUGAUAAUAUUCUUUCAUUUUCAAUAAGUCGUCGAGAUGAUAAAGCUGUUUUAUUUGAUACAUCACUUGGUGGUCUUGUUUUAAGUAAUCAAUUUCUUCAAAUAGUUACACGUCUUCAAUCACCACAUGUUUAUGGGUUUGGAGAAAAUAAUCAUGAUACACUUAAACAUAAUGUUCAAGAAAAAAAAUCAUGGGGCAUAUUUGCUCGUGAUCAAGGAACAAAUUGGGAUGUCAAUGCUAAUCACUAUGGUUCUCAUCCAUUCUAUCUUGUCAUGGAACAACUAGCAAAUUCAAAUGAAAUACCAUCAGGUCGUAUGCAUGGUGUUCUUUUACUUAAUUCAAAUGCAAUGGAUUAUACAUUUGAUCCAACACCAUCACUAACAGUUCGAACCAUUGGUGGUAUUUUAGAUUUCUUUGUUUUUCUUGGUCCAACACCAGAACAAGUUAUUCAACAAUAUACAUGGCUUGUUGGUCGUACAAUCUUACCACCAUAUUGGUCAUUAGGUUUUCAACUUUCUCGAUGGGAUUAUUCAAAUAUAACUCAUAUGAAAAAUAUUGUUAAACGAAAUCGUGAUGCUGGUAUUCCACUUGAUGUUCAAUAUGCUGAUAUUGAUUAUAUGGAUGCUGAAAAAGAUUUUACAAUUGAUCCAAUAAAUUUUGCAGGUUUAAAAGAAUAUUUUGCUCAAUUAAAUAGUGAAGGUGUACGUACAAUUGUUAUUUUGGAUCCUGGUACAAUUGAUGAUCAAAAAAAUUAUGGACCAACAAUAGAAGGAAUACAACAAGAUGUUUUCAUUAAAUGGCAUGAUGGACAAGGAUUAAUGAAAGGUUCAUGUUGGCCAGGUGAUGUCUUUUUUCCAGAUUAUUUUACUACUCGAGCACAGACUUGGUGGUCAAAAUGGAUUAAAGAUUUUCAUCGUGUUAAUGUAACUUUUGAUGGACUUUGGAUUGAUAUGAAUGAACCUGCCUUAUUUGAUACAAAUGAUGCACAACCUUGGAAUUGGAUGGAUACAGGAAGUAAUUAUACAUUGAAAUGUCCUAAAAAUGAUUGGGAAGAUCCACCAUAUCGUACAAAAGCUGUAUAUCGUUGGGAUCAAAAAACUACUCGAGCCAAUCGUCUAUCUGAUCGUACUUUGUGUAUGUCAGCUCCACAAGGAGAACUUGAUCCAGAAACAAAUCAACCAAAAUAUCGUCAUUAUGAUGUUCACAAUCUUUAUGGUUGGAGUCAAACUAAACCAACAUUAGAUGCUAUGAGAGAAUUAACUGGUAAACGAAGUUUAGUUUUACCACGUUCAACAUAUGUUGGUUCGGGUCAGUGGUCUGGUCAUUGGCUCGGUGAUAAUGAAGCUACUUGGCAUGAAAUGAAACGUUCAUUAAUUGGUAUGGUAGAAUUUAAUUGGUUUGGUAUACCAUUUAAUGGUGCAGAUAUUUGUGGUUUCGAUAAAACACCAACAGAAGAAAUGUGUAUUCGUUGGAUGCAAGUUGGAGCAUUUUAUCCAUUUUCUCGAAAUCAUAAUAUAUGGAAAACACCAGAUCAAGAUCCUGCUGCAUGGUCAUCAUCAGCUGUUUCAAUAAUGGUCUCAGCACUUCGUAUUCGUUAUACACUUCUUCCAUAUUAUUAUACAUUAUUUUAUAAAGCACAUACACAAGGUUCAACUGUUAUUCGACCAUUGUUUCAUGAAUAUCCAACUGAUAAAACAACUCUUGAUCUUUUCCUACAAUUUCUUAUUGGAUCUCAUAUAAUGAUAGCUCCAGUUACAGAUGAUGCUAAACGACAAGUUCAAGUUUAUAUUCCUUCAACACAUUGGUAUAAUUAUUAUACUGGUGCUAAAAUUCCAUAUCAAAAACAAUUUAUAACAUUACCAGCACCAUUAGAUACAAUUCCAAUUUUAUUACGGGGUGGUGGUAUUAUUCCAACACAAGAAUUUGCUAAUAAUACAAAAGCUUCAAGAUUAAGACCAUUUGGUUUAAUAAUCGCCGUAGAUGCAAAUGGUAAUGCUGAAGGUGAUAUUUUCUCUGAUGAUGGUGAAUCAAUUGAUACAAUUGGAUCAAAAUCAUAUUAUUCAGCAACAUAUAAAUGGUCAACAAAAGAAAAUAAAUUAACAAUAAAUGUUGUUGAUAAUAAUUAUUCACAAAUGUCAACUUUAAUCUUAGAUUCUUUAAGUAUUUAUGGAUUAGAUGAUAUUCCAGCUGUAAUUAAUAUUGCUGAUAAACAAGUUCAUCCAAAAAUUCGACCACAUACACAAAUUGUUGAUGUUAAUGGUUUAGGAUUAUCUAUGACUCAAAAUUAUGUAUUAACUUGGACAACAACAGAAACAAUAACAAUUGAACCACCACCAGCUCUUCUUACAGAAGCUAAAUAUAGAGUUGAUUGUCAUCCAGAUCCAGAUUCAACAAGUAAUAGUUGUGCAGCUCGUGGAUGUACUUGGAGUUUACCAGCUGAAUCUGGUUAUCCUGCUUGUUUUGUUCCAAAAGAAAAAGGUGGAUAUGGUCAAACUGAUCCUCCACAACAAUUAGCUGAAGCUGUUACACGUUAUUCUUUAUCACGUUUAUCAACAACACCAACUCAUCGUGCUCAUGUUAAUAAUCAAACAGAAUCAAAUUUGAAACAACUUGUUUCACCUCGAUUAAGUGAUUUUUCACUCUUUAAUCAUGACAUUGAUCAUUUAAAUGUACAAGUUAGUGUGUCAGGUCCACAUAUGUUACGUUUCACAGCUCGUGAUGCUGAUAAUUCUCAACGUUAUGAAGUUCCUGUACCUAUUAAUUGGAAACCAUCAUUACCAACAACAUCUGGUCAAGCUCAACUUAAAUUUGAAAUGACUAAAACAACAAAUGGUCAAUCUGGUUUUCGUGUUAAACGUACAGAUACACAUUCAAUUAUAUUUGAUACAUCAUAUUUUGCUGAAGGUUUCAUUUAUGAUAAUCAAUAUAUUCAAUUAAUAACAACAAUUCCAUCAAGAAAUGUUUAUGGUUUUGGUGAAAAUACUCAUCAAUCAUUUCGACAUAUUCUUCGUGGUUCAUCUCGUUAUGGAGUCUUUGCUCGUGAUCAACCACCACAAGGAGGAAAUGAAAAUUUAUAUGGUACACAUCCAUUUUAUAUGGCAAUUGAAGACGAUGGACAAGCAUUUGGUAUUUUAAUAUUUAAUUCAAAUGCUCAAGAUUAUAAAUUAGAUGAAUUUGAAGAUAAUCAAUCGAUGCUUACAUAUCGAACACUUGGAGGUAUAUUAGAUAUACUCUUUUUUGCUGGACCACGUCCAGAAGAUGUUAUUCGACAAUAUCAAAGUGUUAUUGGAAAUCCAUAUAUGCCACCUUAUUGGGCAUUAGGUUUCCAACUUUGUCGUUACGGUUAUGAUACACUUGAGAAUAUGAAAGCAGCUAUGCAAAGAACUUUAGAUGGACGAAUUCCACUUGAUGUUAUGUAUGGUGAUAUUGAUUAUUUUCGACAACAACUUGAUUUUACUUGGGAUCCAAUUCGUUUUAAAGGUUUACCAGAAUAUGUCGAUUGGUUACAUACACAAGGAAUGAGAUUUAUUACAAUUCUUGAUCCAGCUAUUGAUUCGGAAGAACCAGAUUAUUCAGUUUAUUCAGAAGGACAAAAAGAUGAUAUUUGGAUUAAAUGGCCAGUAGAUAAAAAUUUACAAUUUAAUGAAACAAAAAAUAGAAACAUGCUCGGAUAUGUGUGGCCUGUUGGUAAAACUGUAUUUCCUGAUUAUUUCUAUCCACCAGCUAAAGAAUGGUGGAAAAAUCAAAUAUUAAAUUAUUAUCAACAACUUAAAUUUGAUGGUUUAUGGAUUGAUAUGAAUGAACCAGCUAAUUUUGAUACAAACAAAGAUCAACCAUGGAAUUGGCCUCAUAAAGAUCCAUGGAAUCUUCAUUGUCCACUUGAAGAACCUUUAGAAUCACCACCAUAUAAAACUGUUAUAUUUGGUGAUAAAUUAUCUGAUAAAACACUUUGUAUGAUUGGUGAACAAACUGAUGGUCGAGGAAAAAUUUAUAAACAUUAUGAUGUACAUAAUUUAUAUGGUUGGUCAGAAACUAUUGCAACAUUACCAGCAGCUCGUGCAACUGAAAAUAAGCGUUCUAUAGUUAUCAGUCGUUCAACAUUUCCAACAUCCGGUUCAUAUUCUGGUCAUUGGUUAGGUGAUAAUACUGCUGCAUGGUCACAUAUUAAACAUAAUAUAAUUGGAAUGCUUGAAUUUAAUUUAUUUGGUAUACCAUAUGUUGGUGCUGAUAUUUGUGGUUUUGAAGGUAAUACAACAGAAGAAAUGUGUCAACGUUGGAUGCAAUUAGGUGCAUUCAAUCCAUUCUUUCGUAAUCAUAAUGGUAUAAGACAUAUGGAUCAAGAUCCAGGAAUAUUUCGACCAGAAAUUGUUGAAUCAAAUCGUAAUGCUGUUGAAAUACGUUAUAGAUUAAUACCAUAUUUAUAUACAUUAUUUCAUCGUGUUCAUAUCUCAGGUGGAACAGUUGUUCGUUCUAUGGCACAUGAAUUUCCACUUGAUUCAGAAUGUUGGGGAUUAGAUGAACAAUUUCUUUGGAGUUCACAUUUAUUAAUAGCUCCUGUUAUUUAUGAAGGACAUACAACAAAAACUCUUUAUUUACCAACAACUGAACGUUGGUUUAAUUAUUAUACAGGUGAAGAAAUUACAACACUGGGAAAUAUUACUGUACCAGCAGCACGAAAUUAUCUUCCAUUAUAUUUACGUGGCGGUUCAAUUUUACCACAUCAACAUGAGGCUAUGAAUACAGUUUUAUCACGUAAAAAUUCAUUUUAUUUAUAUGUUGCUUUAGACAAUCAACAACGAGCACAAGGAGAUUUAUAUUGGGAUGAUGGAGAAUCAAUAAAUACAUAUGAAACAUCACAUUAUAAUUAUUUUAUAUUUAAUUAUGAUGCACAACGUUUAACAAUUGAACCAUGGGCAUAUAAAUUUCCAGAUAUGACAAAUAAAUUAGAUGAAGUAUCUAUUUAUGGUACAACACAACCAACGAAAAUUGUUUGGAAUGGACAAGAUUUAGCAACGAAUAAAUGGACAUUUGAUGCAAAUACAAAAGUUUUAACAAUGAAAACUUUGGCUUUAGAUUUAUCUAAAACACAUAAAUUCGUUUUUCUUUAA